AGAGCAAUCGCCAUUCGCUGGGGCGGGCCAUUCGCCAUACACUACAAGAAAUAGGUAUUGCUUGUCGCCCUUAGAAAAAAAUGGUGGUAGCUUCUCUCGAACGGAAUAGCAACGGAAGCUCUCGGUUUCACGGAUGCACUAGCAUCCGUGAGUAUGAGUUCCUUGGUAAACUUGGUGAAGGCACGUUCGGUGAAGUCUACAAGGCGCGAUCAAAAAAAGAUGGCUCAACCGUCGCUUUAAAGAAGAUCCUCAUGCAUAAUGAGAAGGACGGGUUUCCUAUCACUGCACUCCGUGAAAUCAAACUGUUGAAAAUGCUAUCCCACAUCAAUAUCCUCCGGCUAAGAGAAAUGGCUGUGGAACGAAGCAAAGGGGAAGGCCGAAAGAAACCGAGCAUGUACAUGGUUACUCCCUAUAUGGAACACGACCUGUCGGGGCUCUUAGAAAACCCAUCUGUGCAAUUUACUGAGCCUCAGAUUAAAUGCUACAUGCUGCAGCUCCUCGAAGGACUCAAGUAUCUCCAUGGGAAUCGAAUAUUGCAUCGUGAUAUGAAAGCUGCCAACCUACUCAUCAGUAACAAAGGUAUUCUUCAGAUUGCCGAUUUCGGGCUAGCUCGACCGUAUGAUGAACAUCCUCCUCAGCCUGGAAAAGGUGGAGGGGAAGCUAAAAGAGACUAUACCACUUUGGUUGUUACACGAUGGUACCGCCCUCCAGAACUCCUUCUUCAACUUCGACGCUAUACAACUGCGAUUGAUAUGUGGGGUGUCGGGUGCGUCUUCGGCGAAAUGUUCAAAGGCAAACCAAUCCUUGCCGGCACUAGUGAUCUCAACCAAGCCCAGCUUAUAUUUAAUCUUGUGGGCACACCUUCUGAAGAAAACAUGCCUGGCUGGAGCUCGCUCCCAGGCUGUGAAGGGGUGAAAAGCUUUGGUAGCAAGCCAGGGAAUCUAUCUGAGGUCUUCAAAGAGCAAGAUCCAGCCGCCGUAUCUUUAUUAGGUGAGCUCUUGAAACUCGAUUGGCGAAAAAGAAUCAAUGCUAUCGACGCGUUGAAACACCCUUACUUCUCUAACCAUCCCCUACCUGCACACCCCGGCGAUCUUCCUCGUUUCGAGGACUCUCAUGAGUUUGAUAGAAGAAGGUUCCGAGGCCAGCGAGCAGUUAUGCCCCCAGCCCCUGCUGGAGGCUCUGUGGGCAUGGGCCCCAAUGGUGGCUGGAGCUCAAAUUCCGGACCCCGAACCGGAGCAGAUUCCAGAAAUAGUCGUAUCCCUGGUGCUGCGCGUUUUGGAAAGCCAAAUUCUCAUGGCGGCCAAGGAAAUGCCCCCCGACGAUCUUUUGAUAAUCGAGGCAAUGAACCACAUCAGAGUCGGGUGAAGCAGGAUGAUUCACAUCGGGCUCUUUCGUCAUGGCACAAGGAAGGAGGUCUGCCGCCAAAGCCUCCUCUGCCCUCUCAUCAGGGAUGGGUGCCAGGCUACCCUGGUCGUGUAGGACGCGACAGGAACCAUUUGGGCCGUUUUGGUGGACGGCCAGACAGCAAUGUGGAUUCUUAUGUUCCGACUUAUAAUGGCAUGGGGGAACAGCCUCGGGAUGCCUAUCUAAACAAUAGGCGAGAUUAUACAAGGGAGAAUCCUUCAAGAAGGCGCAGUCGAAGCCCAAGCUUUAGAGAAGGUUCUCGGCCUGCGGAGAGGGAUCUAUAUCGGAGGUAGAUUGAUAGUCA
Molecule: messenger RNA, 1708 nt
Organism: Aspergillus pseudonomiae
Lineage: Eukaryota; Fungi; Ascomycota; Eurotiomycetes; Eurotiales; Aspergillaceae
Product: CDC2/CDK family serine/threonine-protein kinase
Exons: 8
Coding region: 81-1697 (538 amino acids)
Biological process (GO): protein phosphorylation
Cellular component (GO): nucleus
Molecular function (GO): ATP binding; cyclin-dependent protein serine/threonine kinase activity
Source: RefSeq, a predicted model, not a curated record